ACAUUAUCGUGUUAUGGCCUAAUCGUAAAUGAAUAUAUUUCGUUCGACUCAUUGCCAAGUUAGUCUCUAAUAUUUUUUCAAAAAGCUAUCAUCAAAAAUAGGACCGUCUAUCAUUGUAUUUUAAGCUUCUUUUACUAGGUGAAUUCGGUUUGUUUUGCUAAUCAACAAGACUUUGUGGACAGCAGUAGCAUCAAACAUUGUAGGAAAAUAAAAUCUUGAAGAUGCCAUAAUUUAUUAACUUGAAAGGAAGGAAGAUUCGAAGGCAUCCGCUUAGUUUCAUUUGAGCUGAACUGUGUUCCACACUUUUACCACUUUGGGCCAACUAUAUGAUUCAAUGAGCAAGGACGUAAAAGAAACAGCCAGGUUUUAUUUACUGGACCUAAUAGAUUCUAUUGCGGGAAAGAAGAGUUUAUUACUAGAGCGAGAAUUAUCUGGUAUUUUAGGGCAGAUUAUUACGACUAAUACCCUCCAAGAGCAUGGAAUUCCUCAAGUGUUUUGGUUUGAUCGUAAUAUACCUCAAGAGUUGGACCAAAAAGUGAUAUAUUUAUGCCGACCCACAUAUGAGAAUGCCAAAUUAGUAUCUGCUCAUGUCCGACAGCAUCAGCAGGAUAUGAACCAGACAGAAAACACUGUAAUUUUAUUACCUGGUACAAAUGUUUUAUUUGAGACCGUUCUGCAAGAAGAGGGUGUUUUCGGUGAACUGGUUAUUAUGGAAUGGUCGCUACAUGUAGUACCAUUAGAUGAGGAUCUUUUUUCUUUAGAAUUAGGUCCUGGAGUUAAGGAAGAAAACUUAUUAAAGCAUUCUGUCAGUGCCCUGGUUAACUUUGAAUCCUAUAACGGUCGUUUUCCACGGGCAUCGGGUCGUGGUUUCAAUUCUGCUAAGCUCGUCGAAAUAUGGGAUAAAUGGUAUCAAGAAGAGUCCAUAAACAAUGCAAGAAAAGAUGUUUACGAAUUGUCUACUUCUUACGAUAGUGUCUUGAUUAUGGAUCGCUCAAUGGAUUGGGUGACCCCAUUUCUUACUCAGUUAACGUAUUUUGGUCUCUUAGAUGAAAUACUAGGAAUUGAACAGAUGAAUGUUAAACUUCCCCCUAACUUGGUAAGCCGAAAUGAGAAUUUGUCUUCCGGAUCGCAUAAAAAGUUUUCCCUAAGUUCGUCAUACAGUACCAUUACUAAAGAUGUUAAAGAUGUGAACUUCAACUGUAUCGGGUCUCAUUUGGGAAAAAUUGCUAGGAAACUUUCGAGUGACUACGAAGGCCGCCGCCAAGCUAAAACAGUGAAUCAAAUACGCGAUUUCGUGUCAAAAUUGGGUUCUUUGCAGUCGGAGCACACAUCAUUAAAUAUACACACUGGACUCGCUGAAUUAAUGAUGCAGCAUACUAAAAGUAAUAAUUUUCGUAAGAUUUUGCAGAUACAGCAAUCACUCGUAUCUGGUGUUGAUCCUUCUAGUCAAUUUCCUUUGCUAGAUCAACUGAUAUACAUGGAUGUGCCUGUCGAAGAAAUUUUCCGUAUACUCUGUUUAGCUAGCAUCGUUUCAACUGGAUUGAAGCAGAGAGAUAUCGAUUAUUAUCGAAAAGAAAUUGUUCAAACUUAUGGCUAUAAAAAUAUAUUGACUUUUCAAUGCUUGAUUGACGCUGGGUUGUUACGAGUUAGACCUUCAAGUAACAUUUCUUUGCAAAGGUCAUUCUCCUAUACUACUUGGUUGAACAACUAUCCAUUAAUUGAUGAGGAAGUGAAUGAACAACAUCCUUUAGACAUCUCUUAUACCUAUAGUGGAUAUGGGCCCUUGUCUGUGCACAUGUCUUAUGAUAUACUGCAGAAUAGAGACAAUCCUGAGAAGCUUCCGCGGUUGAAAAGUCUUCCUGGGGAGUACGUAGAUAAAUGGUUCAAACAACAGGAUAGAAGCUUUUCCCGAACGUUUACUCGAGGAACGGAUAAAAAGAGGAAAAUCCUUGUUUUCUUCCUUGGAGGUUGCACUUUUACUGAGCUUUCGGCAUUUCGUUUGUUAGCUGAAAAGCAUGGUAAGUUUGAAUUUACAUUUAUGACUACAGGUAUGAUCACUGGUGGUAAAGUAGUACAGUCUUUUACGCCAUCUAUCCAGACUCUAAUUGAUGAGUAAUGCCUAUUCGUACAUCUCUAUUUAAUGAAUAAAAAAAGUAACGAAUAUUGAUCAUGAUGAAUAAUUUAACUUUUUGGGAGAGCAAGGCUUAAGAAACCCCUUCAAUUAUCUCUUGCUGGUAGCUGUAGAAUAGUUUGUUCCUAGGACCAUACAGUUCUAGUUUUGAAAAGAAACCAUUUUUGUCUAAUACAGUGUACAUUAUAACGUCUGAUAAAAUAUUUU
This is a messenger RNA of Schizosaccharomyces octosporus yFS286, 2338 nucleotides long. Its product is annotated as vacuolar sorting protein Vps33. The transcript has 4 exons. Gene Ontology annotation, cellular component: fungal-type vacuole; CORVET complex. Gene Ontology annotation, biological process: vesicle-mediated transport; intracellular protein transport. NCBI's taxonomy places the organism in Eukaryota, Fungi, Ascomycota, Schizosaccharomycetes, Schizosaccharomycetales, Schizosaccharomycetaceae. The record is from RefSeq and is a predicted model, not a curated record. Bases 335 to 2116 code for a protein of 593 amino acids.